AUGUCUGACAACGAGAACGGCGAGAACGGCGACGAGCUCGUAACCAAGCCCUUCAAGUUUGUCACUGGCUUCGAUGCCCGCUUCCCCAACCAGAACCAGACCAAGCACUGCUGGCAAAACUACGUCGACUACCACAAGUGCAUCAUCGCCAAGGGCGAGGACUUUGCUCCCUGCCGCCAGUUCAUGUUGGCCUACAAGUCCCUGUGCCCCAGCGGCUGGACAUCGCGAUGGGACGACCAGCGUGAGGCUGGCAACUUCCCCGUAAAGCUCGACCAGUAG
Molecule: messenger RNA, 279 nt
Organism: Alternaria incomplexa
Lineage: Eukaryota; Fungi; Ascomycota; Dothideomycetes; Pleosporales; Pleosporaceae
Gene: COX13
Product: Cytochrome c oxidase subunit 6A, mitochondrial
Exons: 4
Coding region: 1-279 (92 amino acids)
Cellular component (GO): respiratory chain complex IV; mitochondrion
Source: RefSeq, a predicted model, not a curated record